AUGGAAUUCAGUGUGCUACGAGAAGCUAAAAACAUUAAUUAUUCAUCCCUUGAGAGAAGCUUAGACCAACCAAAAAAAAAAAACAAAUGGCGUCCAUAUUGAAAGCCUGCCUUGUUUCUAUCUUUGUGUUUUUGGUAUCUUCAAACACUUUGAUCUAUGGAGUUGAUGGAGCUGGAGAGUGCGGGAAGACCCCGAUAGGGUCAGCUGCGGCGAGCCUUAGCCCUUGCUUGGGUGCCGCAAAGAACGCCAGGGCUAAGGCUCCCCCAGCUUGUUGCAGCAAAGUUGGUGCUUUGAUCAAUAGAGCUCCAAAAUGCCUCUGUGCUGUCCUGUUGUCACCUUUGGCUAAGAAAGCUGGUAUCAAUCCCGGGAUUGCUAUUUCUAUCCCAAAGCGUUGCAACAUUAGGAACCGACCUGCUGGGAAGAAGUGUGGAAGGUUUGUGGUGCCAUGAAAAUAAAGCAGGAGAGUGAGACUGGGGCCACAUAAAAGGGAGAUAGGUAGCAAUUCUUGUGUUAGAUCACGAGAUUGAGAGUAAUGUUGAAUAAAAUGGUAUGGGAGAUUGGGUCAUCCACAUCUACUACUUGCAUCAACGACCCAUCCCACCUAUGUACUACUAUAUGGUUUCUGUGUUUAUGUUGACUAUGGUGUUUAUCUAAUAAAUUGUUUGUGUUUUCCAUUGA
Messenger RNA from Ziziphus jujuba (common jujube), 678 nucleotides. RefSeq names its product non-specific lipid-transfer protein 1. Gene Ontology annotation, molecular function: fatty acid binding. Gene Ontology annotation, biological process: lipid transport; systemic acquired resistance. The transcript is spliced from 2 exons. NCBI's taxonomy places the organism in Eukaryota, Viridiplantae, Streptophyta, Magnoliopsida, Rosales, Rhamnaceae. The record is from RefSeq and is a predicted model, not a curated record. The coding region runs from base 87 to 449 and encodes 120 amino acids.